Messenger RNA from Heterobasidion irregulare TC 32-1, 318 nucleotides. RefSeq lists its product as uncharacterized. Bases 1 to 318 code for a protein of 105 amino acids. NCBI's taxonomy places the organism in Eukaryota, Fungi, Basidiomycota, Agaricomycetes, Russulales, Bondarzewiaceae. The transcript is spliced from 3 exons. The record is from RefSeq and is a predicted model, not a curated record.
AUGAAAAUCAUUGUACAACUCCACGCUACUCUCACUGUGAGCUCUCUGAUUCCGUGGGUACGUAGAUACUCUAUUGCUACAAUCGAAUGUUUCUUUUGUAACGUCCAGAGAACUCCCGAACGUCUCAUGAACUGUGCCUCUGGCGCAUUGGCCUCUACUGAGUCACUGGCACUCACGAAUUGGAGACUGUCUUGGGGCCUUGAAACCCUUAAGGAGCACUCCCUGAUCUUCCCUGAUGUCCUAGAAGAGUGUUUCAAACAACGAUCAGAUCAGUGUUCAGUUUUGAAAGAACAAUGUAGACCCAUAGUACGCUGUUGA